Molecule: messenger RNA, 1291 nt
Organism: Erythranthe guttata (spotted monkey flower)
Lineage: Eukaryota; Viridiplantae; Streptophyta; Magnoliopsida; Lamiales; Phrymaceae
Product: protein ORANGE, chloroplastic
Source: RefSeq, a predicted model, not a curated record
AGAAGUCAACUUAAUAACGAAUCAAAUUUUCCCACCAGAUCCUUUCCUUUUUAUAUAAAUUACAACGGCAAAUAGAAAAUGCUCCCCCUUUGAAACUCGCCGCUCACAGAACCCUCAACUCCGCCGUGAAGAUGCUCUGUUCUGGCCGGAUUCUAAUCGUUUCUCACGCGCCGACGCCGUUCUAUUCAUCCCACUCCAACUCCCACUCCAGAUUAUAUCUUCAUGUAAAACUGAAAACUAACCUCAAAAAAUGGCGAUCCACGGCGUCAGACGCCGAAGCCGACCCCUCCUUUUCCGCUUCCGCCGAUUCCGAUUCCGAUUCCGAUUCCGAUUCACCAGCCAAAAUAAAUUCCUCCACGUUUUGUAUAAUCGAAGGGCCGGAAACGGUCCAGGACUUUGCUACAAUGGAAUUACAGGAAAUUCAGGAUAAUAUUCGGAGUCGACGAAAAAAAAUCUUUUUGCACAUGGAGGAGGUUCGUCGGCUUAGAGUACAGCAAAGAAUAAAAAACACGGAGCUUGGGAUUGUAAAGGAAGAGGAAGAAAACGAGCUUCCGAAUUUCCCUUCGUUCAUCCCAUUUUUGCCUCCUCUGAAUUCUACGAACCUCAAACAAUACUAUGCUUCGUGUUUUUCACUUAUUGCCGGGAUAAUGCUAUUUGGCGGACUUCUAGCACCUACCCUGGAGCUGAAACUUGGAAUCGGGGGUACAUCAUAUGCUGAUUUUAUUCGCAAUAUGCAUCUCCCGAUGCAAUUGAGUGAAGUUGAUCCCAUUGUGGCAUCGUUCUCGGGAGGAGCGGUUGGAGUAAUAUCCGCCUUGAUGGUGGUCGAGAUGAACAAUGUGAAGCAGCAGGAGCACAAGCGAUGCAAGUACUGUCUUGGUACAGGAUAUCUUGCUUGUGCUCGCUGUUCAAACAGUGGAUCACUUGUUCUUAUCGAACCAGUCUCGACAUUAGAUGACGGGGAUCGGCCCCUCUCACUGCCUAAAACACAAAGGUGUUCUAACUGUUCAGGCUCCGGAAAGGUGAUGUGCCCCACGUGCCUUUGCACAGGAAUGGCUAUGGCAAGUGAGCACGACCCACGCAUCGACCCGUUUGACUGAUCGUUACUGCUUCAAGAUAUGAAAACCGAAACCAUAGUUUUUAGUUAUACCCUUACGGUUAGAAUGUAGCAUGUUAUGUGAGGGCAAGUAUUGGCAUCAACAUCCAGAUUUAGUCUUAGUGAUAUAUAAAUAAUGCUGUUAACAUAUAGUAAGGACAGAAUUUGAGUUUAUUAAUUAUUGCAAAUUUAAAAGAA